UUAGAAUUCAUGGGCUGGCCAUUGAAUCGGGUCCCAGUGGCUGGCUGAAUGGUAUACGAGUUAGCUUGCCUUGUUAUUAUUGAUCCGGAUAUUAGUAUUAGUAUUAGUAGUAGUAGUAGUAGUAGUAAUUUUCAAUCUAUUGUUGGAUACUUUCCUUAUUUUCUUCUUUGUUUAACUGUUGUGGUGUGGUGUGGUGCUGUACUGUGCGGUGUAGUAUGGUGUGGUAUGGUUUAUAGAGUGCCUUUACAUUUAAAAUCAGCUGAUUGUGUUUAUGUAGUAUGUAGGAUUGUUAUUAUUAUUAUUAGUAGUAGUAGUAGUAUACUUACGUCAUCAUGUGACUAUGAUCUAUCUAUCUACCUAUCUAUGUACUCGUUGAACUCAUUUUAAUUCAUUAGGCUUGAUUGUUGUUUUUGGUGUACUGUGCUGUGCUGUAUUGUAUUACAUAUAUAUUAGUAUUGAAUGAAUGAGUGAGUACACAGGUACACUUGUUUUGAUAUAAUGGUCAAUUUAUUGUUCAACCAGUAUUGGGGGUGGUGGCGGGGAGGAAAGCGGGUUGUUAUUUAUUCAUUUGUAUGUGUGCGUGUCUGCGUGUGUAUGUGUGCGAGCACCCAAAAGGUUUCUUCGCAUGCUUGCUUAAAUUGUAUUGCACUGCACUGAAUUGCUCAUGACUCUUUAUGGGGAUAUACACACAUAUACAUAUACAUACAUAUUUACCAUGGGUAAAUUGUUGUUACUGUUGUUGUAUGUGUUUA
Trichobilharzia regenti is the source of this 752-nucleotide messenger RNA. NCBI's taxonomy places the organism in Eukaryota, Metazoa, Platyhelminthes, Trematoda, Strigeidida, Schistosomatidae. The record is from the annotation of a GenBank genome assembly.